AUUUUCCGCUUCGCCAUUUUGUCCUGCUGCGCCGGGUAUUUAUCAGAGAGUCGUGACUAUCCCGUUUACACUGCUAGUUAGCUGCUCAGACGGGUUUCACUUCAAGUCUGUGGCAUUUGAUAGGUUUCGCGAAGUGCGAUUUUUGCGUCCAUACUUAUAAUAAAUUUUGUAUAUUUAGUUUAUUUUUAUACUGUGUGAGUAAGAAUGUCGGCCGAAAGCCCCGCAUAUUCUCCGUUCUUUGCAGUGAUGGGAGCCUCUGCGGCUAUGGUGUUCAGCGCCUUGGGAGCAGCCUAUGGCACGGCCAAGAGUGGUACAGGGAUUGCCGCCAUGUCUGUGAUGAGGCCGGAGCUCAUCAUGAAGUCAAUCAUCCCUGUAGUCAUGGCGGGUAUUAUAGCCAUCUACGGCCUGGUAGUAGCAGUGCUGAUUGCCAACAACAUCUCAGAAACAGUCUCUCUCUACAAGAGUUUCCUCCAUCUGGGCGCUGGGCUGAGCGUGGGCCUCAGCGGGCUGGCGGCAGGCUUCGCGAUCGGCAUCGUGGGAGAUGCAGGCGUGAGGGGCACAGCUCAGCAGCCGAGGCUUUUUGUGGGCAUGAUCCUGAUUUUGAUUUUUGCUGAGGUCUUGGGUCUUUACGGGCUCAUCGUCGCCCUCAUCCUCUCCACGAAAUAAAACAAACACCCAAACAUCUCCACUACAAGAUCUGUCCUUAAUGUUGCUGCUGGAGAAAAAGUUUUAAACGGGAAAAAAUUGUAAAAAGAAAGAUAAUUCUGCCACACAAGAUGAAAGGCGGGGAAAAAAUGAAUUAAAAUGGCUUCAUAAAUAUGGUCUUAUCUCAACAAUGUGUACAGUCGUCCCAAUUUGAUAGUCAACUUGUAAAUGCGCAAUGUAGUGAUUUGUCUGUCGUGUGUGUGUGUGUGUGUGUGUGUUUCAAAACAGUUGUAUGAUGAAGAUUCCUUUUUUUCCCUCCACUUAUUUCUGGCCUUAGGGCUGGCUGAGGCAGUCCGGCCUCUGGUUAUAGAGAGCUGACCAAAGGGCCGCACAGCUGUUUCUCCUCCUAUAUCAACCUGGGAGUGACACAAUUUCUGCAUUAAUCUCGAGGAUCUAUUUGUAAAGAGAAAUGUAUAUGGACUUAAGAUUUUUUUCCACUGAUUUUAUUUAUAAGAAAUUGUUCAUUGAACUGUUUAAUGCAGCAAAGUCUUUAAAUCCCCAGGAUAUAUUAUACAUAUUAUAUACAGACAUAUAGAUAGAUUUAAUGCACUGUGGGGUAAUUGUGAUAAGUGGUUGGAAUUCCUCUGGAUGUAAUUCUUGGUUUAAUAAUUAAGAUUGCCUUUAGUAUGUUGCUGGUGAAGUGGGAGUUUUUGUGUGUAGCUGUAUUCUAAUCAUUACGCAAACAUUCUCAAACUUCAGUGUUUUUCCUGUAGUACUGCUGUUUGCAUUAAAGGUGUGUGUGCCCCGUGUUGGGUGUCACAAGUGUAAUUUCCAAAA
Molecule: messenger RNA, 1482 nt
Organism: Labrus bergylta (ballan wrasse)
Lineage: Eukaryota; Metazoa; Chordata; Actinopteri; Labriformes; Labridae
Gene: atp6v0cb
Product: ATPase H+ transporting V0 subunit cb
Biological process (GO): proton transmembrane transport
Cellular component (GO): proton-transporting V-type ATPase, V0 domain; membrane
Molecular function (GO): proton-transporting ATPase activity, rotational mechanism
Source: RefSeq, a predicted model, not a curated record